Platichthys flesus (European flounder) is the source of this 4489-nucleotide messenger RNA. It is a transcript of the gene itpkb, whose product is annotated as inositol-trisphosphate 3-kinase B. The coding region runs from base 669 to 2999 and encodes 776 amino acids. Gene Ontology annotation, molecular function: inositol tetrakisphosphate kinase activity; inositol-1,4,5-trisphosphate 3-kinase activity. NCBI's taxonomy places the organism in Eukaryota, Metazoa, Chordata, Actinopteri, Pleuronectiformes, Pleuronectidae. The record is from RefSeq and is a predicted model, not a curated record. Gene Ontology annotation, biological process: inositol phosphate biosynthetic process. Gene Ontology annotation, cellular component: cytoplasm; nucleus. The transcript has 12 exons.
AGGAGCUCGAGCGGCGCGUGUCAACAGAAAACUCCGGUAAAAACAAAACAAAAAACAACUUUAUUUCUCCAGAAACAAAGUGGGACCCGAGUGUGACAGGACCUCUCGGCUCGGCUCGGCCCCGACCCCCUCCGAGGUUCACCCCAGAGAGAGAGAGAGAGAGAGAAGAGAGAGAAGAGAAGAGAAGAGAAGAGAAGAGAAGAGACGAGUUGCUGGAGAGGGAGAGAGACAUUUUGAAAUCUUCUGUGGAGGAGGAGGAGAAGAAGAAGUCAGAAGAACCGGCAGCAGCGUCGAAACAAGUUCAUCUUUCUGUUUAUGAUGGAAGAAAAGGGCCGAGUGAGAAGGAGAGAGUGAGAUGCUGUCGGUGAACUAGUGUCUCUCACACAGACAAAAAGAGAAGAGUGGCCCGCAGGUUAUUUUGGUUUCUGCCUCCAACAUCACUCACACCAGUGAAGAGAAGGAGAAGGAGAAGGAGAAGGAGAAGGAGAAAAAGCUCUGCAGGGGGACGAGGCUCAGUGGUGGGCACAGAUUGUCUGGCCGUGUGGAGCUCCUGCUGCUGACUGAAUGCAGAGGAAAAACUGAAAGCUGAUCUCCAGACCUCCCUGCCGCGUUAGGGGAGAUUGUUAGAUGUGUACCCAACACUCUAAGCCCCUGGCCUGGCCGUGGGGAUGGCAGCCUCUGCCCUGAACCUGAACGUCCUAGGAGUCAUGAACAGCAGUAAUCAGUUUCACACCCAGUCAGGCUCCUCCAGCACCACCUCCCGAACUAGAACCAGCCCCGUGGCCCGGCCGGUGCUGCCGGUUCCCGAUCGAAGCACCUUCUGCCAGUUACUGGGUGGAGGUCUCUACAGCCCCACCAGCCCCGGGACGAGCCCCCCACCCCUCGGUCAAACCUUUGCCCUUCCCACUUCAUCCUCGCUCUUCCCAAGCCCCUCCCCUCGUGCUCGCUCCCCCUCCCCGCGGAGCCCGGAGCUUCUCGGAGUCAAUGUGGGCCAGCGGGUCCGACGCCUGAGUUCGUCCGGCGGUGAGGAGAGCAGGGAAGGAGACGGGCUGGACGAGAGGGGAGGAGAGUCGGGAGAGGGGGGCAGGCGAGAGGAGAGGAGACGCCAAGCGCAGCUGCUGCAAAUCCACCGAGAGCUGCAGAACGUUGAGGUCAGGGGAAAAGUUGGCAUUUUCGAGGCCCACAUUUCCGGGAUUCGUGCCCAGGUGCUUAACAACGAGCUCCAGCGCAGCCCUCGAUCUCCGAGACGAUCAACAUCCCAUCCCGGCCAAGGGAACACAGCUCUCACAUGCCCAAUGACCCAGCCGCAAGAGAGGCCCUCUGUUGUCCAAAAUGGGGGAGAAAAGGGAGAAGAAGUAACGGCAGGAGAAAGGAGAGAAGGGGAAAGGAACGACAGCCCUGCUUCAAAAAUGAACACUGAGAAUAAGACGCUGAUUGGUCUAAAUGGCCGCCUUUCAGAACCUGUGAUGCAAACUCCUUGCUUAGAUGGGUUUGUUGUUCAGGGUUCCCUUGAGGCUCUCGACCCAAAUGCAAAAACAGACCGAGAGAAGCAGGAGGGAGUAAUUCUGGGAGCAAAUGAGGGAGAAAAAGACAGAGGGGCGGGAGAAAACCAACAAAUUCUGGAAGUUGAAAGAGAACGGACAGAGGGAGAGGUGAGAGAUGAGAAAGAGAACUGGUUGUGUCCCGAAAUGCUCCACACAGAGGCGAACAGGCCGGAGGUUAACCCGGAAACCGCUGCUGUGGGUGAGGAGCAGACCAGUAAGAGCUUCCGUUGUUUGGACAUCAACGAUCAGACCCACAACCACUCUCCCUCCAUCCCUGCAGUCAUCAUAACUGACCACGGAUUGGAGAGCCAGCUUCAAACCUCCGAUGGCCUCGGCUCAGACCAGGGAAUAUGCUGCACCCCGAGUCCCGGUUCCAGCCCUGUCCCUGGGCCAAACUUCUCCACACGCUCCCUCAGGAAGCUUUCGUCCUCCUCUGCCUCGUCGGCCGGGUUCUCCUCGUCUUGGGAGGAGUCGGAGGAGGAUAUUUCCAGUGAUACAGAGAAAGGGGAGCAGCUCCUCAACCCUGCAGUCCUCAGUUCUCAACAGAGAGCACACAAGUCUUGGAAGAAGAUUAAGAACAUGGUCCACUGGUCUCCGUUUGUCAUGUCCUUCAAGAAGAAAUAUCCCUGGAUACAACUGGCAGGGCACGCAGGGAGUUUCAAGGCGGGAGCCAACGGCCGCAUUUUAAAAAAACACUGUGAAUGUGAGCAGCGCUGCUUGUCCCUCCUGAUGAGGGACGUGCUGCGCCCCUACGUCCCCGGUUACCAUGGAGAUGUAGAGAAGGACGGCCAGAAGUACAACCAGAUGGAGGAUCUGCUGGCCGAGUUCGACUUUCCAUGUGUGAUGGACUGUAAAAUGGGAGUGAGGACCUACCUUGAGGAAGAACUGACCAAGGCUCGUAAGAAGCCUUCCCCGAGACCUGACAUGUAUCAGAAAAUGAUCGAGGUUGACCCUGCGGCGGCUACACUCGAGGAAAACGAGCAGAAAGCGGUGACCAAACCCAGGUACAUGCAGUGGAGGGAGACCAUAAGCUCGACGGCCACCCUGGGAUUCAGGAUAGAGGGAGUCAAGAAGGAGGACGGGACCGUGAACAGAGAUUUUAAGAAGACAAAGACGAGAGAGCAAGUUACUACGGCCUUUCACGACUUUGUCAAAGGAAAUAAGGACAUUCUGAGGAGUUAUCUGUCCAGGCUGAACGAAAUCAGAGACACUCUAGAUACCUCUCCGUUCUUCAAAACCCACGAGGUGAUCGGCAGCUCCUUGUUAUUCGUUCACGACAGUAAAGGGCGGGCCAAAAUCUGGAUGAUUGACUUUGGGAAAACCACGCCUCUCCCCGACGGAGAGGAACUCACCCACCGAGCAUUGUGGGAAGAGGGCAACAGAGAAGAUGGCUACUUUUCUGGACUUGAAAGUUUGGUGGACAUCAUUUCUACCAUGUUGAACUCUGAGACUUGAAGUCUCAAGAGUUUUGAAUUGAACAUUUGGACUCACAACAGCAACGUGGAUGCUCUCAGACAUUUGUCCUCAUGUUGGUAAACACAUCAUCCCACAACAACCACUGGCCAAUUCACUGACGAAUGCAUUGUCUUUAUUCUUAUCCAAGGGAGGUUAAGGAUCUCCACCGUUCACAGCCUUCUGGUGUUUUCCAUAACCCCUUCAGGGUUUUUUCCAGCAGUCAUUUUAACCUGUCACUGCAGGAGACACUCAGUAACAUUAACAAUGUCCCUGUAAUUCAUGCACAUCAUGUGCUUCUUCUCCUGGGACUUGUUAAAAUGACUUCUGCGAGAAAAAGUGUAUUUUUCAUGUUCUAUAUAGUUCUCAAUACAAAUUCAAGAAAUAGGCAAGAACUAUUCUAUGUUUCUAUAUAUUCUAAGUUCCUCAAAGCCUAUGAAUCUCUCAUUACUUUUAAACUCGUAUGUGGGUCUCAGCCCCAAACACAUUUUGUUCUUUUAAGAUUUUUUAGCAUGUUACAAAUAUUUAUUUUUAAAAGAUAUCAAGAUAUGUUUUGUCUUUUCAUUGAAUUUGUCUGACACUAUGAAAAAUAUAGAAUAUCAUCUGACUUGAAAACAACUGUGCAAAAUCAAACAAUGGCGCCCCCAGGUGGUAAAAUAUAAAAGUAGAUUAUAUUUCAUUAACAAACAAUUAUUCUGUUAUGAUUUGUGAUCCUAGUUUGACAGAUGCUUCAAUUCCAUAAAAACUAUUUGCAUCGUGAUUUUAAACUGGCAGGGGUUCAACACUUUCUGUGCCAAUUAAGAAUUUUAAACAACAACCUUGUUUCCAGCACCUUUGUAUAAUCUGCUACACUCAUUUAAUUUGUGUACCUGAAAUACAUUUUACUUUUCAUUUUUUAAACACAACCUCAAUCAUGUCGGUUUUAUUAAAAAAACAUGUAGAGUAAUUAUAUUUACACCAUUAGAGACUGUACAGUUGCAUGUGUUGUUACGCGUUAGAACAUGAUUUUAGGUUUGUUUUUACAGUGGAGAAACUAAACUAGUCUCUUUUUCAAGCCAUAGUCAGAGUUUAGACGCUGUCGAUUGGUCGUCUAUGUUUUCGGACAGUUGUUGAAGUCAUUGUUUCAAAUGGAGACAUCGAACGUUUGUGGCCACACACUCUUCACCCUCCUCACACGUUGCUGGGAUUGUUCACGCUGUACAGACAGAUUGAAUAUGUCAGACGUAGGUUUUUGUUUUCGAUGUAACAUGACUUUAGUCAAACUCCGUGGAACACUCACAGCCAUGAACAAUCGUAUUUAAGCUAUACAGUGCCUUGACGUUACAAAGCCAAGUAACUGAAAACACGUCUCUGGAUGUUAUUGUCAUAGUCUUAAUGAUCAGUUCCUGGGUGCAUGUUUAUUAUCCUAUCUUAAUGUUGUAGUUCAUCUUGUUUUUAUUUAUAACAUUAUAUUGUGUUUGUUUUUUGUUAAUGGGAAACUGUGACAUUUUCAA